This is a messenger RNA of Hyaloscypha bicolor E, 1953 nucleotides long. Its product is annotated as HET-domain-containing protein. The transcript has 2 exons. Bases 1 to 1953 code for a protein of 650 amino acids. NCBI's taxonomy places the organism in Eukaryota, Fungi, Ascomycota, Leotiomycetes, Helotiales, Hyaloscyphaceae. The record is from RefSeq and is a predicted model, not a curated record.
AUGAGCGAGAUAACAUCCGAAUCACGAAUUUGCGGCCUCUGUCUCGCUCCUGAUAGUUUUGGUCUCAUCAAAAGGGAAACCUAUGAUAGAAAAUAUUCCCUUCAUCUUCCUGCUAAAGACCAUGGGGUCAUUAUCUGGGACUUAGAUCAAUCAAUUCUACUCGCAUCUGCCGAGCAAGGCUGCUAUUUCUGCGACCUUCUUCACCAACUCUCGCAGCACCCUUGCUCCGGGGAGCGACAAACAACAAAGUUCAGUGUGCGGAUUGGUACGGAUCCUGCUUUGAGCGUUCAUUUUUGGUGGGCUAGGCUCGACGAUAGGAAAUCCAUCGUUCAGAUCUAUCGUCCUUUUGGUCAUAAGGAAGCAUGGACUGGCCUUCAAGAGGCUAGACCAGUAUCCCAUCAUUCUGGUUCAGUGCAGAGCUUUGAAUUUGUAAGAAAAUGCCUCCGGAACUGCAUCGAAGCUCAUGAGGAAUGUCGCCGAAGCUACUCUGACUUCCACCCAAAACGACUCCUUGAUGUGGGGUCCGAAAAAUUUUCCUCCCUCAAGCUCAUCGACGACCAAUUCCUAGCGGCACCAUACCUCGCCCUGAGUCAUUGCUGGGGUGACCACCAGCCAUUAACGACGACUUCCCAAACGCUAGAACAAAGAAAAUAUUCUAUUGAGUGGUCGAGCUUGCCCCCAGUUUUCCGAGAUGCGGUUACCGUGACAAGAGAACUGGGAGUGCAGUACUUGUGGAUAGAUUGUUUGUGCAUCCUACAAGACAGCGUUCGGGACUGGGAGGAACAAGCCUCCCAAAUGGGACAAAUCUACAGCAAUUCCUAUGUCACAAUUCUUGCGGCAUCUUCACCUUCUAGCUUAGUACCAUUUCUGACUUCACGAGAAACCAUUGUCUGCGAAGGAGUUAACCUCAGAUUUGGCAAAGACCACUAUGUUGGAGUUCGGAAGAUCGGAGGUACCGAUCACCGUGAUCAACGGCUUCACUAUCGUGGAUGGGCUUUCCAAGAAGAAAUCCUCUCAACAAGGAUCAUACGAUUCACUCGCAAGGAAGUAAAGUGGGAAUGCCAGGCGCUGUCUAGUUGUGAGUGCGGGGCUCAUCCUUUAUAUGAUACGAAAAAGGCAGAGAAUUUGCAACGUACGAAUUCCAACAUCCAGCAACAUUGGCUCAAUCUAGUAGAGCAGUACUCGCGCCGCAGUCUCACCUUCUCCUUUGACAAGCUACCAGCAGUCGCAGGUAUUGCUGCAGCCGCACACCAAAAGUUUGGGUAUAGAUACCUUGCUGGUCUUUGGGAGGAGACAUUGCUUCGGGAUCUAGCAUGGCGCAGCAAGGCAGCAUCGACUCCGGAGACUCCUCGUGAUAUCUCUCAAAGGCUACCGACCUUCUCUUGGGUGUCUGUCGACGAGAAAAUCGAUUACAAAUCUUCACUUAUGUAUUGCAGUACGCACGAAAAAGAUGCUAUUGUUCGCUCCACUAGCAUUGAACUCACCGGCGCCAAUCCCUUUGGCCAAGUUGAAGGAGGAUCAGUUAUUUUGGAGGCUCCAGUUGUUGAAGUAAACCUACGAUAUCACUUAGUGGAACGGGAGCCUAUUGAUGGGAGGAGGAAGUGGUUCGUGAAGACAUGUGAUUGUUAUAUCGAUGACUCGCCAGACGAACUUCAAAACGUCCAGUCCGACACACUUCUGUGCCAUGAUUCAUUCACAGACACGAAUGGCGUGACGAUUUUCUCUGCCCAAAGAGCUAAUCGAGAUGCAAUAUCUCAGAAUUUCGAAUGCAAAGUGCGCCUCCUCAGUCUUUGCCACGUCAGUUGGAAGGCAAGAACAUUGCUCGUCCUCAGCAUCCCAAAACCGCCUGAUGGAAGUUGCGAGAGGUUAGGCCUUAUGUUUUAUUAUGAUCCCGGGAAGAUCAAGCAUGACUGGUUCACAAAUGCCCAAGUGCUGUUGACCACAAUUAUAUGA